GGGCGGGGUUAAAUCGUGACGGACGUUUUCAGCUUCCAAUAGGAAACGCGAAUAGCCUUGACAACAAGAUGCACGUGACAUGACGUCAUUAGCGUGCGCCGGAAGGGAAGCUGUGUCUGUCGGGAAGCGGAGGCUUCAUACAGUGGAGGUGGAGAUGACGAGUCUGAGGAUCCCGGUGAUUGACGUUCAUAGUGACAACUUCACAGAUCUCUGGCCGUCCAUGUUGCUGGCACUGAAGACGUCUACGUUCGUCGCCGUGGAUACUGAGCUGAGCGGUCUGGGAUCCAGGAAGAGUUUACUAGACCAAUGUGUGGAGGAACGUUAUAAAGCCAUAUGCCACGCUGCACGGACACGCUCCAUACUGUCCCUGGGGAUCGCCUGCUUCAAAGCUAUCCCUGAAAAGGGGGAGGACGCGUAUCUGUGCCAGAUCUUUAACCUGACCCUGCUGUGCACCGAGGACUACACCGUAGAGCCCCAGUCCGUCCAGUUCCUCGUCCACCACGGCUUCGACUUCAACAAACAAUAUUCCCAGGGGAUCCCGUACUACAAGGGCAACGACAAGGGUGACGAGCGGCGCCUCCAGAGCGUGCGCACCCUUUUUCUCGAGCUCCUCCAGGCCCGGAAGCCGCUGGUCCUGCACAACGGCCUCAUCGACCUCGCUUUCCUCUACCAAUGCUUCUACGCGCAUCUCCCUGACAAGAUGGCGAACUUCGUCGCCGACCUGUCCGAAAUGUUCCCCGCCGGAAUCUACGACACGAAGUACGCCUCCGAGUUCGAGAUCCGCUUCAUGGCCUCUUAUCUGGAGUACGUCUACAAGAAAUGUAAACGUGAGAACGGUAAAAUGAUGGACUCCAGCAGCCGCCACCUGAUCACGGAGUUCUGCAAAUAUCCCGCCGCCGUGACUUACGUGGAUUAUCGCCUGUGCUCCCUUCCGAAUCCCGGAGCUGUAGACUCCGCCUCCGACGCUCCGCGAAUCUGCGAAAGGUUUUCUGCUUACGGGUGGUGCCCCAAUGGGGUGAAGUGCCCGGAGUCCCAUGAUAUCGACCUGAUAAUUGAGGAGGAUGAAAAAUGCAAAGGAGAGAAGAAGAGGAAGAGACGGAAGAGAAAGAAAGGGGCUUCAAUGGAGACGGAUCUGGAGCCCCCCUGUAAGCAGAAGUCUGGGCUCCCCUUUAAUAGUGACACGACAGAGACCGAGGCGUCAGAAUCCACCAAUAACAUGGACCGUCCAGAGGAUGAAGAUGGAACCAAGAACGUCCCGGAGUCUGCGCCCUCGGAGGAGUCCAGGCAGCCAGGAGACCCGGGGGAGGCCGCAACACCCCCGAAAGAGGAGGCACGAUUAAAGGACUCCUCCGACCACCGAUCCUCAUCAUCCGCCGAGGGGGGGACCCACAGGGCCGGGUUUGAUGCCUUCAUGACGGGUUACAUUAUGGCCUACGUGAUGAUGAUGAAGAAGGAGAAGAGUUCGGCCUCCGGCUGCCUCCCGGACUGUCUCAAUAAGAUCUAUCUGAGCGGGAAGAACGUUCCUCUACAGGUCGUCAAGAGCAUCUUCUCCAAAUCCACUCGCGCUCACGUCCAGAAGAUGAAGCUGAUGUCGAGCGUCGGUUCCUAAGUCAUAGAGGCUGGCGGCAGAGGACACUAAAAACCGCUGCCCCCCAAGGGUACUCUGAUCAGUGUGGAGGGCGAUCAGGAAUCUGGGAAAGCUGAGUGACAGCCCUGCAGGAACCACAGACUGUGGACUAUGACCUAAAACGUCAUUUUGUAUCAUAAAUUGUUUCCAUUUUGUCGUUCGCCGGGUUCAGUGUAAAGGAUGGAGAUCAGGGUCAGGUGGGAGGCCGGGGAAUUAAAGGGGACUUCAGAGAGAACCAAUGGGGAAAUGUCCAAAAUAUCUGCACCCCCUUUAGUCUUUGUCAAUGGGGCGAAUUAUAACAAACUAGUUCCCAUGGCAACCAAUGUAUCUGUUGUAUUUGUUCUGUUUCUAUGUUACAUUGUAACAGACAGCGCUGUAAGCAGGAGGGGGGGAGGGGGUCAUUUCAUCUCCUUUACUAGAAGAAAGAACGUUUUUAGAUACCGUGUGUUACGUUUUUCAACGAUUUCAAGACCUCUGCUGGCUGUCAGUGACUAGAAACAUUAUUUCAAAUCAGAACCCUAAAGCUACAGCCGAUACCUGCUGAUACAUUGUAACAAACCCUCUCUGGUGUGAACAGGGCUACUUAAAGGGGUACUCUGCCCAGCAACGUCUUAUCCAAAGUAUAGGGCAGUGGUCUUCAACCUGUGGACCUCCAGAUGUUGCAAAACUACAACUCCUUCAGCAGUAAGAGCGGUGCUCCAGCUGUUGCCAAAGUACAGUUCCCAGCAGGUUUCUGCUAGCAGGGCAUGCUGGAAGUUGUAGUGUUGCAGCAGCUUGAGCGCUGGAGGCUUGGACAGACUUAGACCAGUGUUUUCCAACUAGUGUGCCUCCAGCUGUUGCAAGACUACAACUCCCAGCAUGCCCGGACAGCCUUUGGUUAAAGAACACUUGUCUAAACUGUCCAAGCAUGCUGGGAGUUGUAGUUUUGCAACUGCCUGUUUGGCUAUUGCUACCUCUGUUCUCCAAUAGCAGGGUUUCCCAACCAGGGUGCCUCCAGCUGUUGCAAAAAUACAACUCCCAGCAUGCCCGGACAUUCUUCGGCCAGUGUUUCCCAAUCAAGGGCCCUCGUGCUGUUGCAAAACUACAACUCCCAGGCUGUCCGGGCAUCCUGGGAGUUGUAGUUUUGCACCAGCUGGAGGUCCGCAGGUUGAAGACCACUGGUAUAGGGGAUAAAUGUCUGAUCGCAGGGGUCCCGCCGCUGGGGACCCCCCACGAUCUCCCUGCUGCACCCGGCGUUCCUUUAGAGUGUCGGGUGCAGCGCCGGAGGCUCGUGACGUCCCAUAGAUUUGCGUUGAGGGGGCGUGACUGUGAUGUCUCGAGUAGGGAUCGACCGAUUAUCGGUAUAAGUUAUCGGCUAUCGGUCUGAAAGGUCACAGAUUAUCGGUAUCGGCCCUAAAAAAAUGGAUAUCAGUCGAUCCCUCCGCCCCGCAUCGCCAGUCAUCCGGUACGGAGUGAAGUUCGCUCUGUGCACUGGAUGUUUGGGACGCCGCAGCCGAGAUCAGACAUCUUAUGGGGAGAAGAUGUGUCGGGGCGGAGUUAACCAUGAAAGGGAACCUGUCAUCCCAUCUGAACUAUUAGGGUGGACCUGUCAAUCAAGGCUGGUGGGCGGGGAGAAACCACAGGAGACCGCCCUGAUGACUCUUUAGGGUGUUGUCCCCAUAUUACAAUGUCUCCAAUUGGUUGGGGACCAAUGUGGCUCUCAAAAGUACAACUCCCAGCAUUCCCGGAAGGGAGGCGGAGGCUUUAUACAGUGGAGGUGUUUUUUGUUUUGUUUUUUGUACACAUUAAAGCUUUAUUUGUACACUUUACACAUACACACAUGGAGCUCGGGGGCCCAGUUGCUGGGAGUUGUAGUUCUAUUCCAUUGACUUCUAUGUGAUUCUCAGGUGGAGAUGACGAGUCUGAGGAUCCCGGUGAUUGACGUUCAUAGUGACAACUUCACAGAUCUCUGGCCGUCCAUGUUGCUGGCACUGAAGACGUCUACGUUCGUCGCCGUGGAUACUGUAAGUCUGUGUCCUCCGAUCAAGACUACAACUCCCAGCAUGCCCUGAUGUCCUUCAGCAGCAUUAAGAGCGGUGCUCCAGCUGUUGCCAGCAGGUUUCUGCUAGCAGGGCAUGCUGGAUGUUGUAGUGUUGCAGCAGCUUGAGCGCUGGAGGCUUGGACAGACUUAGAUCAGUAUUUUCCAACCAGUGUGCCUCCAGCUGUUGCAAGACUACAACUCCCAGCAUGUCCGGUCAGCCUUUGGUUGUACUGGCAUUCUGGGAGUUGUAGUUUUGCAACAGGUGGAGGCACAAUGGUUGAAGAACACUUGUCUAAAUCUGUGCAAGCAUGCUGGGAGUUGUAGUUUUGCAACUGCUUGUUUAGCUAUUGUACACCCCCCCCCCCCCCCCCCCAACAGCAAUGUUUCCCAACCAGGGCGCCUCCAGCUGUUGCAAAACAAUGCCCAGCAUGUGCAGACAACCUUAGACCAGUGUUUCCCAACUAGGGUGCCUCCAGCUGUUUAGAAACUACAACUCCCAGCAUGCCCUGAGCGCCUUAGACCAGUGUUGGCUGUCCAGGCAUGCUGGGAGUUGUAG
Hyla sarda is the source of this 4203-nucleotide messenger RNA. RefSeq names its product target of EGR1, exonuclease (gene TOE1). Gene Ontology annotation, biological process: snRNA 3'-end processing. Gene Ontology annotation, molecular function: 3'-5'-RNA exonuclease activity; metal ion binding; snRNA binding. Gene Ontology annotation, cellular component: cytoplasm; Cajal body. Bases 80 to 1609 code for a protein of 509 amino acids. The record is from RefSeq and is a predicted model, not a curated record. The transcript has 8 exons. Lineage: Eukaryota; Metazoa; Chordata; Amphibia; Anura; Hylidae.